This is a messenger RNA of Lodderomyces theae, 2100 nucleotides long. RefSeq names its product beta-glucan synthesis-associated protein (gene KRE6). The record is from RefSeq and is a predicted model, not a curated record. Gene Ontology annotation, molecular function: glucosidase activity. The transcript has a single exon. Gene Ontology annotation, cellular component: endoplasmic reticulum membrane; plasma membrane. Lineage: Eukaryota; Fungi; Ascomycota; Pichiomycetes; Serinales; Debaryomycetaceae. Gene Ontology annotation, biological process: (1->6)-beta-D-glucan biosynthetic process; fungal-type cell wall organization. Bases 1 to 2100 code for a protein of 699 amino acids.
AUGGCAGCCGAUAGAAAUCUAACAUCAAAUGCCCCUCGUUUCAAUAUAAAUACUCCCGACUAUGAAAACACAUCACAAGAUGAUGUCAACAGGAACCCAUUUGGCGAUGAUGGGGAACUUUCAUCACACUCGUCAGCAUCACCUCAUAAUACAGGAUAUGAUUUUCAACAACCACAGCUGCAGAGGAUAGGAGCUCAUAACAACCUAGAGUCGUAUGGAAAUGCUUUCCUGUCACAUGGAGGAUACUACACAAAUGGUGGUAGUUCCAACCUACUCAUGAAUGAAACGUCAAGUUCAGAUGAGUCUAGAGCGCUCAACAGAGACUAUGAUCGAUUAAACCCGUCGAGCCCUGCUGAAUUUGACAGGUAUCCGUCAAUGGCAGGCUCUAGAGUUGUGUCUUCAGCUUCAUUAGCAACACAAAUGAACAAUUUUCCAGAAAAAGAAAAGAUGGGCGCUACAAACAAUUACCACAUUUCGCAAUCCUCAUCUUCAAAUUCCCUAAAUGAUCUAGCAUCGCAGAAUUCAAGUCCUUACCCAAAUGAUUUUUCUCCAUUUGGUGGAUAUCCCGCAUCGUCCUUUCCCUUGACCAUCGAGGACAAGGAGCCAGACGAUUACUUGCAUAACCCUGAUCCAGUAGUUGAUGCAGAAUAUGACAACAACAGAUUCUUGUAUGAUAUAAAACACAUGGACAAACGUUCACUUGGGGGGUUGUUGGGUGUUGUUGCAUUAGGUUUAGCCGUUGGGGUGGUGUUUAUAUUGUUACCAGCAUUGACAUAUUCCGGAGUAACGCACCAUAUCAAACCAGAAUCGUAUGAAGUCUUGACCCAAUAUGAGUAUCCGAUGUUGAGCGCUAUACGCCAGGACUUGGUUGAUCCCGACACCCCAAGCGACGCAUUGACUUUGGAAUCGAAGGGUGGUGACAAAUGGAAGUUGGUGUUUUCUGACGAGUUCAACGCCGAGGGAAGAACUUUCUACGACGAUGACGACCAAUUUUUCGUUGCCCCUGAUAUUCAUUAUGAUGCCACUAAGGAUCUCGAAUGGUAUGACCCAGAUGCCGUCACCACCGCUAAUGGUACUUUGGUCUUGCGUCUAGAUGCAUUCAAGAAUCACGACUUGUUUUACCGUUCCGGUAUGGUGCAAUCGUGGAACAAGAUGUGUUUCACUCAGGGAAGAAUCGAAGUCUCUGCAAGAUUGCCCAAUUACGGAACUGUUUCUGGAUUAUGGCCUGGUUUGUGGACAAUGGGCAAUCUAGGUCGUCCCGGAUAUUUGGGCUCUACUGAGGGGGUUUGGCCGUACUCGUACGAUUCAUGCGACGCAGGUAUCACCCCGAACCAAUCUUCACCAGAUGGAAUCUCUUAUCUUCCAGGACAAAGAUUGAACAAAUGUACAUGUCCCGGAGAGUCACAUCCUAACCGAGGCACAGGUAGAGGUGCCCCAGAAAUCGAUAUCAUCGAAGGUGAAAUUAUGACCACUACUGAUUCAAACAAGCAAAACAAUGGUGUUGCCUCACAAUCAUUGCAAUUGGCACCUAUGGAUAUCUGGUAUAUGCCAGAUUACGAUUUCAUUGAAAUUUACAACUACUCCAUCACCACAAUGAACACAUAUGCAGGUGGUCCUUUCCAGCAAGCAUUUUCCGCCACUACAACUUUGAAUAUAACGUGGUACGAGAGAGGUGAUGGAUUGGAACACCAAUACCAGCGUUUUGGUUUUGAGUUGCUAAACGACGACUCUGAUGGAUAUUUGAGAUGGUACGUGGGAAGAGACCCAACAUUGACGGUUUACUCCACCGCUCUUCACCCCAACGGAAAUAUCGGAUGGAGACCCUUGUCCAAGGAACCAAUGUCGCUCAUUUUCAAUCUUGGUAUCAGUAACAAUUGGGCUUAUAUUGAUUGGAACUCUGUUGUAUUUCCAUCGCAGUUUCACAUUGAUUAUGUCAGAAUAUACCAACCUGAGGACCAAAUCAAUGUUGGUUGUGAUCCUGAUGAUUACCCAACUUAUGAUUACAUUCAAGAACAUUUGAACCUUUAUACGAAUCCAAACAUCACGUCUUUUGAGGAUGGAGGUUACUCAUUCCCAAAGAAUAGUUUGAUUGGUUGUUAA